Molecule: messenger RNA, 4024 nt
Organism: Gracilinanus agilis (Agile Gracile Mouse Opossum)
Lineage: Eukaryota; Metazoa; Chordata; Mammalia; Didelphimorphia; Didelphidae
Product: C2 calcium-dependent domain-containing protein 6-like
Exons: 1
Coding region: 357-2318 (653 amino acids)
Source: RefSeq, a predicted model, not a curated record
CAAGACGGAAGGUAAGGGUUAAAAGAAAAACUGAUUUUUGCAGCAGUAGUAAAAAAGUUGAACACAUACCUUGAAAGAAUUGAAUCCUAAUUUGAAUGUCUUGAGACAAGUCUUGGGAGAAAAUAACGGCUAAAUUUACCAAAAUGGAAAGUAGCACAGGCAGUUUGAAGAUAGUAACGAAUGAGCCUAAAACCAAGAGGAAGAAGUGCAGUGCGGAAUGAUCGAUACCGCAGUUGAAAAGAAAAUGAAGGCGCGAUGCGAACUCCUCGCUCUCCCAUAAUCCCUAGCGCGAGCUCAGUACUAUAGGGUGGCCCGAGCUACGGCAGUCGGUUGAAGGUCCCGGGUUGGGGGACGGGAUGGACCCAAGCCAGAUGGAAAAAAAGGUUUCGGAGCUUAGUCAAUCUCAGCGAACCAACGUCCAUUCGGUACUCAAGGCCCCUUUAUUUCCCAAGAGCCACAUUAGAGUUGACGACAGUGAGGAUGAAGCAACAGGCUUAGACAACCCGUCUCAGACUUCCACCUUUCCGCAAUUGUCGCCAUCGGCGGGGACCCAGUCAACUAGGGAAGGGAACAAGGAGGGGACUGGUCGAAAGCUGCUGAACAUGCUGAGAAAAAUUCUUAAAGGUAGUGAGAAUAAUGAAGUGAAUGAAGUACAAGACAUGCCACCUUUGGUUCCAUUUGGAGACGUGGUUGGCUGCCUGGGGGUUCAUAUAAAAAAGUGCAGACAUUUUUCACCCAGGAUCAACUUAAAAUAUCACUCAAAUUUGUUUAUUCGAAUCACUGUAAACAAGAUCAUGAAAUGUACUAAAGCUCAUUCCUUGAAUUUAAAGAACAGUGAGAGGAAACCGGGAAUUAGGUUUGAAGAGGUAAAAUAUUUUUCUAUACAGGUUCCAAGACGUCAAGAUGAUGAACGGAAUAUGAUUUAUUUGGAGCUAAUGGAGUUUGAUGAUUUGGAAGCAUACCCUGUGCUGUUGGGAAGUUUUAGCUUACAUCUUUAUGAAGUCAUUCAGAAAGGAUGCUUCACAGAAGAAGUUUUUAUGAAGAUUAGAAAUCUGGUUGUCUGCAAACUUGAAGUGGAGUUUAUGUUUUCCUAUGGAAACUUUGGUUUUGGCUUCUCACAUCAGUUAAAACCACUUCAGAAGUUGAUUCAGCCAUCUAUGUUUAUGCACGUUCCCCCACCCUUAGAAAGAACAGACCCUCUGACAAAUGUUAUCACACCACAACGAAUAGAAUAUCCGGCAUUCCUGUCUCCAGAUUUGAACGUUACUGUUGGGACGCCACAAAAUCAAAUCCCAUCUUUUCCAGUGCGACUUGAAAAACUUCAGAAACAACCUCGGGACAGACUUGACAGAAUGAAAAAAGAAUAUAGAAAUCUGAAAACGUGGGAAGAAAAAUCUGAAUAUUUAGAUCAGAUUCUUCGCAUGAAAGCGUCACCAAAAGACUUUCCUGGCUUAAGAGAUAGUAACAGCAAUAAUGACGUGCUUCUAAAGCAGCGGGAGUCUCAGUUCCUAGCAAAUCUUUUUCAGCCACCAGAAUACUCGGUUCAAAAGCAGGAGGACAUAUCGUUUCCAUCUGAAUUGCCUGUCAAAACACCCGAAGUUAAGAAGAGCCUCCGAAUGGGAGAAAUGAGAACAGAUUCUCCAGAUUCGAGUUUGCUUGUUCAAGACAAUGCUGAAACCAAAAGUGGAAGCCAUCCUCCUGGGGAAAGUUUCCCUUUACCUCUAGUUUCAUUAAAAGGGAAAGAUGUUUGUGUAGAAUCUAUAGAAAGAAGUGACGAACUAAUAGGUGAAAACAAUGAGCCUGAAGGAGAAACAUCAGGAAGACAGAUCCCAGACUCAUCUUCAUCAGAAGUAAAGCCAAAACAGAGCCAGGCAAGCCCAGAAAAAAUGGCUUCAAUUCAAUCAGAAACAAAGUUGAAAAGUAGCAGCUUGAACCGAGAUAGAAGAAAGAGGAGCACAGAUGAAUUUGGAUUAGAAACCAAAAGGCAAAGUGUAAAGCAAGAAAGCAAAAAAGGCUCCGAAUUUCUGCAGAUUCUAAAAGAAGACACUGAAACAAUCUCAAAGGUGCCUCUUCCUCGACAUGUUUCCUUUAAUAUUUUGAAUGAAACUACGGUAUUACUUUCAAGUCCAGCCUUAAACAAAGAUGAGAUUGAAGAAAACACUAGCUUGAAUGAAGUUAAAGACCGGAAUGGGGGAGAGGAAAAGCACAAACAAGGGGUAGGUGAGAAGAAUGAAGAUGAAGAAGAGAGUGAGCAAGCCCCAGAGGGCACCAAGUAUCCCAGAGCCCAGGGAAUUGAGACUUGGAGGAGCAACCAGUAGACACCAGUCAGGACUCUUCAGAUAAUUAAAAAAAGAAGACUUACAUUUGACCUUAUUGAAGCAUCUCCAAAAAAGCAAAAGCAAGAGCAAGGUUUGAUUUGGGAAGAAGCCCAGGAGAUAACCAAUACCCAUUUAAAAAACCUUGCAAGACUAAAUACUGUUCCAGAGUUUAACAAACUAUUGAAAGAAAACUUUGGGAUAUUUACAGGCCCUGGAUGGUUUCAACAGAUUUAUUUCAUGUAAAGGUUACAAACCCAGGUCUAGAGGAAUAUAAUCAGAAAAAAGACCUAAAAGAUCUAGAAAAAAAAAAAAAAGGCUUAAAUCAUUUGUGAUAUUCAACAUUUGUGAUAUUCUACAGUUGUUAAAUAGUUCAUAUGUGAAAUGCAAGUAUAAGGAUGAUUAUUAAAUACAUCAUGAAUCUCCUAUUAAUAAAUGUGUAUAGAUCAGUCCUUUUUUUAUUUAGCUGCUUACUACAAAAUGUCACCUUGUUGGAGUCAUCAUUUCACUGAAAUAGGAAAUAAACAUUUAUAAUGCAUUAAAAAAAGGAAAAACAAGCUCAGAAAAUAAUUGGGAAACAAUGCAAUGUAAAUGAAAGUGAAUGAUUUAGAGGACACACAGAAAAAAAAAGGAAGCAUAAGAAUUAUUGGGAUCCUGGGGGGUAAAUGGAGUUUAAAAAUCUGAUAACUACAAUGAAAUCAACUAUUUUUUUAAAAGUCUAAAUUAGUUUUAAAAAGUGAAAAGUGUUAAAUAGAAAUAAUCUGGAGAUUCCAACAAUGAGAAAUAAGGUACAUCAUCAUUAAACUUUAAAAAAAGGAGGCCAAAGGAACAAUCCUUAGUAAUGAGAUAUACAAGUAGAUUUACAAAUCAAAGUUUCAUGAGAUUGGUUCUCUAAAAACCAGAAAUAAUUGAAAAAAUCAGAGUAAGAGUAUAUCAUAUAUUACCUAUAUAAGCAUAUUUUCAAAGAAAAUGGACAUUGAAUACCAGAAUCAGUUUAACAAAUACAAGAAUUUUGUUUGAAAGAUAGAGAAUAUUAAAGAGCAAAUUGACUUCAAUUAAUUUUUAUAAAAAGACUAGGAUCUCUAAAGAAUCUUUGGAAAUGACUAGAAAACAUACUGAGAGUUAAAUAUUUAUUUGGAAUAUAUUUACCAGAUAUUACUAUUGUACACUAAGCAUGUCCAUGAAUAAGUAAAAAUACACUGUUGGCUAAAUUACUUGGAAAGUUGAUAAUUUUCAAGAAAAGGAAAAGGAAAAGCAAGAGAAAAAAUAGAUCCCAAAAAAGUAAUCUUUGCCAGGAGGACUAGCAUGUCUAAUUUUAGAGAAAUAUAUUAGCAUAAAACAUAGUGACUGCUUAGUGUUUGAGUUUAAGAAUUUAAAUAGUAAAUAAGGUUCUUUACUUCCUUAUAACAAUUUAACAAAUGGUUACAUUGAGGAAAUUUUUUCAGUUUCAAUGUUUAAUUAUCAGUGGUCCCUUUGAAAAACUUCAAAAAGUACAAAUGCCAGUAGCAAGGGAGUAUAAUGGAAAGACUACAGACUUGAAAUUGGGAAAUGCCUGGGUUCAGAUUCUGGUUUUGACACUACCUAUCAAAAGCUAGUUAUCAGAAGCAAAUUAAUUAUGCUCUAUAAGUCUCAGCUUUUUCAUCUGUAAGAUGAGAAAAUGAAUAGCUCCUACCGCAAUGUCAUGGGGGCCCAGGCAGUUAGGUGGCUCA